CCCUCCCAGUCCCUCCCAGUCCCCCCCACUCCCACCAUGGACCUCCUCCAACCCCUCCAGCGCCUCGCCCGCGACAACCUCGCCUUCUUCUCCCCUUCGCGCUCCUCCUCAUCCUCCUCGCGCCGCUUGGCCGCCGCGUCGUCCUCCCUCCUCCACCACAGCCGCCAUCUUGGCCCCGCCCUCUCCCACCUCCACCAAUUGGCUCCCACCUUCGACCUGGACCCGGCCACGCCCGGCAACGGCUACCGGAGUCUUCUUCACGUGGUCCAGGUGUGCCUGGAACGCGCCGUGGAGCGAAGCCGCGCCGUGGCCGCCCAACGCCGCGGCCUCUUCUUCCGCGCCGCCGCCAACGCCGCCGAGUUGGAAGCGUUGGCGGCGGCCUUGGCGCAGCUCAGGGCGUUGUUGGUGUUGGCGGCCAAGAUGGCGGAGGUGGCCAAGCCCGGGGUGUUGUUUCCGGAUGCUGAGGAGGAAGAGGAGGAUGAGGAGGAGGAUGAAGAGGAGGAUGAGGAAGGUGGGAUCAGCGAGGUGGUGUUGAGGGAGUACAGCACGAUGAGUAACGGGUGUUUCUACGGGAGGUGUCUGGGCUUUCAGUUCGUUCCGUCUCUCCGGCCGUUCCUCCAGACUUUGGCCAUCGGCCUCGUUUCCUUCGGAGAAAAUUACCGGAACCGCGACCCCGGCAUCGGAGUGGCUGCGGGGUCGCUGUUCACGAGCGGGAAAUUCGCGCUGGACCCGGAGCUGCGCGGGGCCGAAUUCGAGCGCCUGACCCAAAAUCUGGACGUGCAUUUUUGGAAAAGCUUCUGGAACCUCACGGAAACCGAGCUGCUGGCGUCCGUGGCCUCGCUGACAGCCGUUCAGGUGGGGCUGUGCCGAGCCCUGGCCGUGCCCCCCGAGCCCCUGGAGAUGCCCCUGGCCCGGGACCCCUCCCGAAGCGUCACCGUCAGCCCCCCCCGAGCUCACCUGGGCCCCGCCCCCCUGCACCUGCGGCUGCUCAGCUACCACCUCCGGCAGGGCCAGGACUCCGCCGCCCUGAGCGCCCUGAGCCGCCCGGACGCCUCCCCUUGGCCUCCCUCACCUUUCCCCUGGCUCCGUCCUCAUCCUCUUCCUCCCUCCCCGGGGCUCCUCCUGCACUUCCACGGCGGCGGCUUCGUGGCUCAGACCUCGCGCUCCCACGAGCCGUACCUGCGGCGCUGGGCCCGCGAGCUGGGCGCGCCCGUGCUCUCCGUGGACUACGCGCUGGCGCCCGAGGCGCCGUUCCCCCGCGCGCUCGAGGAGUGCUUCUACGCCUACUGCUGGGCACUGACAAACCACAAAAUGUUAGGUUGGACAGGCGAGCGCGUGUGCCUGGCGGGUGACAGCGCCGGGGGGAACCUUUGUCUGGGGGUGUCGUUGCGGGCGGUGGCGCUGGGCGUGCGCCUGCCCCAGGCGGUGCUGGCGGCGUAUCCGGUCACUCUGGUCCGAGCGGCCGCGUCCCCGUCCCGGCUCCUCACCCUCCUCGACCCCCUGCUGCCCCUGGGGGUGCUCUGCCAGUGCCUGGGGGCUUAUGCAGGCACGUUGGGGGAGGGGUCUCCCGCCCCUCCCCCCUCGGACCCCCCGGUGGGGGAGGGGCUGAUCCUGAGGGGGCUGCGGGGGGGGGCGGCCUGGCUUGGGGGGCUCCUGAGGGGGAGACCCCCCCAAAAAACAGAAUCCCCUCCCCCCUCCCAUGGGGGAGGGGCCCAAAACCCCCCCGAGGACCCCCUUGAGGACCCCCUGGACGAUUCCCUCGAGGAUCCCCCCAAAUUUUUGGGGUACCCCGAAGGAUUCCGACCCCUCCGCACCGAGGGACCCCCCGCGAUUUUUGGGGAGAUCCCCCCAAAACCCCCCCGGGACCCCUUCAUGUCCCCCCUGCUGGCCCCGGAUUCGAUGCUGGAGGGGCUCCCCCCCAUCCACCUGGUGGCCUGCGCCCUGGACCCGAUGCUGGACGAUUCGGUGGCCCUGGCGCGGCGCCUGCGGCGUUUGGGGGUCCCGGUGACGCUUCGGGUGCUGCCGGGGGUCCCGCACGGCUUCCUCAGCCUCGCCCCCCUGAGCCCCGAGUGCCGCCGGGCCGGGGGGCUCUGCUCCCAAAUCCUGCGCCAGGAACUCGAGACCCCUCCCCAAAUUCCCCCCAGGAUCAGCUUCAGCCUGGGGGGGUCCCAAUUUGGGGCUGGGGGCUUCAGGAGGGAGAGUUUGGGGGUUGGGGGAUCCAAUUUGGGGGUCCCGGGGGGCUCCAGGAGGGAAAGUUUGGCCCUGGGGGCUUCAAAUUUUGGCCCCACCGAGCUCCCCCAGGCGCAGCGUGACCAGCGCCGAGCCCAGCGCGGCUCGCGGGGGACCCCCGGGGGCUCCGGGCAACUGAAAGAGGAGCGUGGCCACCGCCGCCACCCCGUCCUCCGUGGGCUCCAGGGUCACCGGCGCCGCCCCCAGAGCCACGCGCGCCGGCAGCCAAGGGGUUAA
Molecule: messenger RNA, 2466 nt
Organism: Poecile atricapillus (Black-capped chickadee)
Lineage: Eukaryota; Metazoa; Chordata; Aves; Passeriformes; Paridae
Gene: LIPE
Product: lipase E, hormone sensitive type
Exons: 11
Coding region: 37-2466 (809 amino acids)
Biological process (GO): cholesterol metabolic process; triglyceride catabolic process
Cellular component (GO): cytosol
Molecular function (GO): sterol ester esterase activity; triacylglycerol lipase activity
Source: RefSeq, a predicted model, not a curated record